AAUGAGAUUCUCCUGACAGCAAGAAGAAGUCAGACGCCAGACAAGGAAGUCCUUGACACAAACAUUUGCUAACAAUCACUUUAUUCCGCAUUUAUUUUUAUUAUUAUUAUUUUUAUUAUUAUUAUUAUUACAGAUUGUGCAGCGCAAGAGAAGUAAAAAGAAGUGGAGUCUGAGAUGGCGAACUCGGUCUGGUCGGAUAAAAUACUCCAGCUGCUGCACCGCAUCAAUAACUUUUAUUUGCCAGGUUCUUGUCGCGCCAACUGCCGGCGCUUUGAGGUGGGAGGAAGCCAAGUGGGUUGGAUUCUGCCGGACGUGGCCUCGCUGCUGACGCGUUACGGAGAUGUCUUCAAAGCGACACCAGAGGGCACACUUUCACUCUGCCAAAGCCUGGACUCCUAUGACAAAAGAUCGGAGGCUGUGGACAAAGUCCUGAGGACGCUUCGACAAUAUUCUAACCUGCGCUGCCUGGAAGGAUGGAGGGAUGAGAGGUACAACGUGAUGGACAAAUUCUCCGACACACCCGCCAUGUGGAUGGAGAGAGCGGCCACCAGUCUUUUUGGCGUGAAGCGCUAUGGGGUCCACAUCAAUGGUUACACCGUCAGCCAGAGCGGGGACGUCAGCAUGUGGCUUGCACGCCGCUCGCACACCAAACAGACCUACCCUGGACUGCUGGACAACCUGGCAGCAGGUGGUGUUUCUGCCAACAUGAGCAUCAAGCGCACGCUGGUGAAGGAAUGUGAGGAGGAGGCGUGUAUCCCAGAAUGCAUUGCACAGGAGGCUCGCCCAGUGUCCACAGUCAGCUACACCUAUGAAGACGGAGAGGGAGUGUUUGCUGAAAGUCAGUUUGUCUUUGACUUGGAGCUUCCUGCUUCUUUCAAGCCCAGAGUGGGCGAUGGAGAAGUGCAGGACUUCUACCUCCUGCCCAUCCAGGAGGUGAAGGAACUUCUUGCCACUGAGGACUUCAAACCCAACUGUGCCCUGGUGGUCCUGGACUUUCUCAUCAGACAUUCUUUUAUUGAGCCGGACAAUGAACCUUUUUACCAGGACUUUGUGUCUGGACUCCAUCGGGCGCUCUAGAACAGGUCUCCACCUUUUUACCAGGACUUAGUGUGUGGACUCCAUCGGGCGCUCUAGAACAGGUCUCCACCUUUUUACCAGGACUUUGUGUCUGGACUCCAUCGGGCGCUCUAGAACAGGUCUCCACCUUUUUACCAGGUCUUUGUGUCUGGACUCCAUCGGGCGCUCUAGAACAGGUCUCCACCUUUUUACCAGGACUUUGUGUGUGGACUCCAUCGGGCGCUUUAGAAGAGGGCCCCACCUGUGAUAGCGGGGUGUUUAGCGGACAGGAUAAUGUUAGAGGUGCAUUGUUGUGAAGAGAGUGAGUGUGAGGGAGGAAAAAGAAGUGGUUGCCAUUCAUCGAAUUAAGGACAGAAAUCAUCAAAAAGCAAACUUGGUGAAGCGUAGCACUGUUCGUCUGCGCCACAACGAAGCAGAAUGUGUCAGCCAGGGACGUUAGAAUAAUAGCUCAUUUAUCCAUGAAAAUAUGGAGAAGCUGCUGAUGUUGUGUUUGACAGAGAAACAGCUGGAAGAAUAUACCAUCAAAGUCCCCUUUCCAAUCGAAAUACUAUUAUUACAUGACUUCAUAAAACCACUGGACUUGUUUCUAGUACAUUCUAUUGCAGGGUUCUUAACCUUUUUGAAAGCAACUUUUCCACUACAGAAGGGCCCGGGGCCCCACUUCAAUAUUAACACUGAAUGACAUCUUGAUGCCAAUGGUAUUGAAUAAUGAUAUCUAUCAUACUUACAGGAUGAGCCUUGUUAAAUGAUACAGUAUGAAACCAUUAUUAUCCUUAAAAAAUACUAAGCAAAUGUACUGAAAAAUAAGGGACCCUUAAAAAUGUAUUAAAAGUAAAUUCACGUACAAUCACAACGUGCUAAAAGAAAUGAGAUGCGACUAAAUUCAUGAUGUAUAUGUUUCUUGAAUGAAGUAUCAAUAAAAUGUAAGUACCUAUGGAAAAAAGGUUUUAGCAAUUGAAUGGUCAUGUUUACACUUAAGAAAGUUUUCUAUGACUUUGGCCCCACACUUCUUCUGUUUGUUGGAGCUUGUCAGUGCUGCCACCAGUGGUGGAAAAGUGUAUUACACCUGGAGGGAGGACUCUUUGGGCCGCCUGCCAUCCAUUACAAGUCAGGAGCUACAAUUCCAUGCAAAAGGGAUUAAUGAUGCAUCUUUAUGCAGAUCCAUGCACUUUUACAUCUCUUUUCCUUUCACUAAAAAAACGUUUAUCACCUGCAACUUUCAAAAAUAAUCAUUUGGAAUAAGAAAGUGAAAUGUGUUGAAAAGUGGAAGACGUGCGGUCAGUGAGCUACAGUCAGACAUAUUUUAUAACUCUAUUUACAACAAAUACAUCCAUUAUGACUCAUUUCUUCUAGAAUGUUCCACGUGUGGCAUGAAGAUACAAAGUGUGGAUGCAAACACGUCCUGACAAUUAAACAUCUUUGAAAGUUACCCUUAUUGACCCUCAGUUUGUUCCGUAGCGUGGCUUUCAGUUACUGUUGAUGCACAAGCUGGAAAAUGGCGAGCAGAAAUGCACAAUGUAUGCAAUGUGUCCAUUUAUACCACCAUUAUUUACUUUUUAAAUUGAUCUCAACUCUACAUCGCUGCUGGAAUUGUAAUUUUCCUGAAGGAAUCAAUAAAGUAGUAUCCAUCAUUGUAUCUA
Messenger RNA from Nerophis ophidion (straightnose pipefish), 2717 nucleotides. RefSeq lists its product as uncharacterized. The record is from RefSeq and is a predicted model, not a curated record. Gene Ontology annotation, molecular function: 8-oxo-dGDP phosphatase activity. Lineage: Eukaryota; Metazoa; Chordata; Actinopteri; Syngnathiformes; Syngnathidae. The transcript is spliced from 9 exons. The coding region runs from base 175 to 1077 and encodes 300 amino acids.